Molecule: messenger RNA, 1414 nt
Organism: Oncorhynchus gorbuscha (pink salmon)
Lineage: Eukaryota; Metazoa; Chordata; Actinopteri; Salmoniformes; Salmonidae
Exons: 2
Coding region: 94-855 (253 amino acids)
Source: RefSeq, a predicted model, not a curated record
GACUCUCUCCAACGGUAUGUUGUUAGUGUUCAUGUCCUCCACCUUACUAUUUUAUUGCCUGCCUCUACAUUAAAUGCAUAUGAAGGUCAGGCGAUGGCUAUCAUUAUUUUUCAAUGUUCUCUAAUUAUUUAUCUCCUCUGUUUCACUUGCCUUCUCGGACUCAACUCGGGCCCUGCAAAUUGGCCGGGCACCAGCCGUUUGGGUGGAGGCCAUUUGCAGUCAGCUCUGCCAAAUCCAUCCCAGCGCCACGCAGUCUUCCGGCGUCAAGAAGAGCAGGUGGGCGCUCAUUCUGGCAGACGACGGGGCCAUCAGGGAGGCAGUACUGACCUCCCAAGGUUGAUGGCCCAGAUCAACCUUCAGCUCUUUGAGCUGAAUCAAAGGACCAUCAGUCAGUGGUACUCCCGGGGUCAGAGGAAGAGGAUGGUGCUGCAGCAGGGAUUGGGGCUCGCUGCCGCCCCCAGCUUCACCGCCCAGGGUCACCGCCAAGCCCCUCCCCUCAGCCCCUCCACUACCAGCAGAAGGGCCCAUGCCAGACCACCCAGCAAAGAGAGCCCGUCCAUUCUGCCAGCCCACCUGGAGCAACAACCCCCCGCACAUCUCGGCCCCUCCCAACCUCCUCCAGUGCCAAGGACAACGGCUUGGAGGAAGAAGAGGAUGGCGGAGGACACAGAGGAGGACACAGCCGGGAAGAGAAGGCAACGUGAGCAGUGUGUCUGCGCCAAAAGCGGUUUGCUCGAGACGGGCCACAGCCGCUUCGGCAGCGAGGCGUUCUGCUCUGUUGCUGCAGGGGGUAAGAACGUGGCCCAGUGGCUGGUAGAAAUGAAGGACACUAAGGGGCGAGGUGAAGAACACUGAGCCACUGGCUGGGUGGUCGGAUGUUGUUUGUUAUUGUAAAUAGUUCACUGUUCCCCGCUACCUGGACCGAGACCUUGAGCGCAGUGUAGAGGCUUGUGUGUGUUGAGGACCCUCAGAGCUAUAUUGUCUGUAGUCUAUAAGACUACUGGUAGGGUAACCCAUGGUAGGCAGUUCUGAGGCGAGACACCAGACUAACAUCGGUCCAUUCCCAAACAAAAUACGGUUUUUAAAAAAAAGUUUAAAAAGAGGAGACAUUAAAAUAUACAAAUAUAAAUCAAACAUGAUUUAUCAACACAUCUUCAGGUGAAAACUAAACUUCUUGGUAGAGCUGGUGUUUUUCUCGACAGCAGUAGCUAGAACACAUAGGUAAAACAAGGUAUGACUAGCUUACCUUUUGCAUACAUUUCUGUCCACAUUUCGGGUCAGUGGCCCAGAUGCACUGGGCUACACACACCCCGUAUAUUAGAGGAAUUGUGGUGUGUUAUUUUGUGUGUAGAGAUUGCUGACAUUCAUUUAAUGUUUACUGGAUUUACAUUGCAAUAAUUAUCUUGCAUUUCAU